Molecule: messenger RNA, 4971 nt
Organism: Schistocerca gregaria
Lineage: Eukaryota; Metazoa; Arthropoda; Insecta; Orthoptera; Acrididae
Product: large proline-rich protein BAG6-like
Exons: 23
Coding region: 590-4405 (1271 amino acids)
Cellular component (GO): BAT3 complex
Molecular function (GO): polyubiquitin modification-dependent protein binding; misfolded protein binding
Source: RefSeq, a predicted model, not a curated record
ACUCCGUAUUUUUUAUCAUUAUUUAUUUAGGAUAUUGUUCAUAGUAACAUACUGACAUUCGUAAGAUACUAGAUAAGAUAUACUUUUUAUGGUAUUACAGACUCAGAUUUGUUUAGUCUGAGUUAGCAGACGAAUAGAUACAUUUAUAGUGGCCAUGUUCGAAGAACAAAUGUGAUCUUUGGUGAUGAAAGUGAUAGCAAUCGUUCUAGGAUGUCUCAAUUUCAUAGAAGACAAAAUUUCGCAUUAUGUUAAGAAAAUUUUGUUGGAGUAGAAAUUCAUUGCGCACUAAUUGAACUUUUGUUAAAUUUUAAACGUUCUUAUCCUGUAGCGGUACUUUUAAUAAGUUAAUUUUGGAGAGUGUUUUUUAUAGGUGAAGUAAAUGCUGACAUUGAAGAGAUGAGAGCUGUGGUAUAGUUAUUACUUGCCGUAAGAAAGAAAGGCGUAGUGUGGAAUACUCCUAAGAAUACCUUCCGGAAGAGGAAUGCUGUUGACAUGUCUGUAGUUCAACGAGACGAUGAGGAAUAAUCGAUGAAGAAUUAAAAUCGCACGUCUUGAUUGUGUAGAGGUACAAUAACAUCGCUUUGAAAAAAUGAUUGAACUAACAGUGAAAACACUGGACUCGCAGAAUCAUAGCUUUUCUGUGCCAGAUGAUACGACAGUGAAACAAUUGAAAGAGCGAAUAGCAGAGUCUAUAAGCUUCCCAGUUGAGUCUCAGCGCCUUAUUUAUUGUGGUAGAGUUCUUCAGGAUGAAAAAUUAUUAAGUGAAUAUGAUGUGAAUGGAAAAGUUAUACAUUUAGUGCAGAGACCUCCACCUCAGGUCACCAGGCAAAAUGGAAAUCAAUCCAGCAAUCGAACAACUUCCGGACAGCAUCGGCGUGCAAAUCAUGCUUUCCGGCCGCGUGUUGAUGCUAAUGCUAUGUACCUUGGUGCCAUGGCUUUUCCAGCAGAUCUCAUGGAUGCUCAAGGAAUACAAGCACCCCCUUCCUCAAAUGUUUUAUCAACCAGUCGUGUUUCAUUGGCACGCAACAUGCUCGCAAGAGCAUCUAAUGUAUUGAAUCGUUUGGAGAAUCCUCAGACUUCACAGGAAGAAACGCCAGAAACCCCACCAGGGGAAGACGAAAAUGUGACUGCUAGCUCGAGUGCAGUUGGAAGCAUCACUGUUACAGACAACGUAGGCGGUGGAAAUCAGUCACUGCCAUCAACUUUAGCACAUGCCACCCAAGCCGCCACAGCAGCUGCUAUAGCUGCUGCAGUGUCAGCUGCUCACGCAGUUGGUGUGCCUAACAUUACUAUUGUCAGAGGGGGUUCUGGCAGUGGCCAACAACAAGACGCCAGCAUACUUGUUAGUGGUAAUUCAGGAGGUGAUUCACAAGAUGCUGGUGCACAAGAUCAGCCUGCUACAUCUGAAAGUACCAGUGGAAAUAGUCAACCUACAGGAACAUCACCUAAUUCUGAUAAUAAUUCAGGAAGGGGUCCAGAAACUGUUAGGACAGCUGCUAUGGGUGAAAUUCUGGCUACAAUGACAAGAAUUCAGCAACGACUGAGUCCAUUCAUUCAGCAGUACCAGCGCUUAAUGAAUGAAGAUCCACCGUUUGAAGAAAAUGUGACUCUCGCUCAGGAUUCUCAGACGGUUUUUAAUGGUGUAUCAGAAGUCUUCCAUUACUUGUCUCAUGCUUAUCAUGCCAUGAGCGACAUCAUGUGUGACUUCAGCCAGCCACCGCCUCGCAGUCUGCGGUGUCGUCCCGUGCUAAUUCAACAUUCUGCAGUUCUCCAGGCACAGAUAAAUGUCAUGACAAACAGGGGGAGCGAUAACCGAAAUCGCCAAACAGCGUCAUCCCAGACAAAUAUCAGUACUACGUCAUCUGGCACAAAUAACACUAAUGGAGCUCAUAAUUCCAGUGCACCACCUGCAGUUAAUGUGUCUGAUCAAAGUGAAACUGCCAGUAAUGAAACCCCAGCAACAGCACCAGUAACUACUUCCUCAGUACAAGAUACCACAUUCCAACCUCAGGUUUCAACAACAGCUUCUUCGCAGCAGCAGCAGCAGCCACAACAACAGCAACAGCAGCAGCAGCAGCCGCAGCGUCAAACAGAAGGUAGCAGUGUUCCUCAUCCCACAUUUCACAUUACUCCUGGAAAUGUGGAAUUUUUCAUGGAAGUUGGACCUAGCAGUAUCACCAUAGAUUCUCUUGAGGCCACAGUUGUUACCAAUAGUAAUGGAGGGAACGGUGGAAAUGGAGGAACAGAUGGCAAUGGUGCUGGAGCUUUCCCUUGGGGUGGAGCAGCUCCACCAGAGUUUAUUCAAAAUUUAGUACAUGCCUUGGGUGGUCAUAUGAUGGGACGUAUGGGUGGUACUCAGAACAAUGGAAAUAGUGCAACUGGUGGAGUAACUGCUGGAGCCGUGCCAGCACCUGCAGCUGGCAACGGUGGACAAAACAGUCAAGCACGUGGAAAUACUGCUACGUAUCCUACAACAGCUACACAGACUCGUUCUACAUCAAGGCCUCAUGUUCAUCUUGCACCUGCUGCUGUACCAGGUUUGGGUUCAAAUUAUUUUGACCCAUUUCUUCCGUGUAACUCUCAUCACAUACGAAGCCGUCGACGUGGUGCAUCUCAGGCUGCGACGCAGCAACCCUCUCAACAGCAGUCGCAAACACAAUCACAAUCACAGUCACAGUCACAACAGCAAGUACCAGCUAAUGAACCUGAUGCCGAACAGGCUAACACUGCUGCAAUAGACUUAUCACAAGCAUCGGCUAGGACUUCUGCAACUGCAGCAGUGACAGCUGCUACGACUACCACUACCAGCAGCAGCAGCAGCAGCAGCAGCAGCAGCAGUGGCGGUGGCGGCGGCGGCGGCAGCAGCAGCAGUAGCAGUAGUACACUGCCAGAUGGUGGUGCUGCUUCUAACAACCACCACCAGCAGCAGCAGCAGCAGCAGCAACAACAACAACAACAACAACAACAACGGAGGGACUUACCUCCUGGAGUACCACCAAACCUUCUCGAAGUACUUCGAACCUUUAUUCCCAGGAAUGCUCAGGUACCACCACUCUCCAAUUUUCCAAAUCUGAUGCAGGCUUUCCAGUCUUUCCCUGCCUACUCCCAAGAUGCAUUAUUGGGAGCUUUAUUUGGCGGGGGUUCUCUGGCUGAUCUCUUAUCUUCUUUUCCUGAUCACAGUUACGUGGAAGGACAGUCUGUAUUCCUCGAUUUCUUGAUGACAAUGGCACAAAAUAUGUCUUUCAAUGACAUCAUCCUGUUGUCAGUGGGUGGUGUUGGUAUUUUAUCAAGAGUACGACCACGUCUACAAGACUUUAUCAGGCAAAAAGUCUUACAGGGGAGGGAUACUUCUGAAGAAAAUGUAGCAGUUGCAGUGCAUGCACUCUUACAGGAAUUGCGUCCUCAUCUGAAACUUCUGGGUCAAGCUAAAGUUAAAGAUGAAGUUGACAUAAUUUUAUCAGUAAACCAAUACAACCAAAUAAAAUUACCAGAAUUAAUUCAUAUCAUCAUGUCUGAAGCGAGAGAUGAUAUUUUUUGUCGGCGCUUCGUGCAGUGGUUUGUUCAGUAUGCAAGGGAAGUAGCUGCUAUUGUACGGUACUGCUGUGUUGAUGACCUACAAGGAUUAGUUAAUGUUGCAGAAAUUUAUGUGAGGCAGUUAAUGAGUGGGGUGCAAGCUGAUGUCCGGGACUGGACAAUUAGUAGUUCACUUUCACAGAUACAAAGUUUUGUAACAAGCCAAACUGUACCUGUUGAAGAUAUACAACCAUUUCUGGUGUACAGGAUUCCUUCACCACCAUCAUCCUUACAGCAUGGCUCAGUACCUGUAAGUUUUAAUGCUACCUCAGCAGAGCAGCUAGAUGAGGAAGAACAAGUAACAGAGCCAAUGGAAACUGAUUCAGAUACACCAACAGUAAAUGGCUCUUUGACCUUGGAUACUCACAGCUUUUCUGAGUCAGAGACAGAUGUUGUUCAGUCCCCUACAAAUCUCAUAAUGGAUUCAGAAACACUUCCAGAUGUUGUGAUAGGCGCAGAAACGUGGCAUAAUGUUUUGCCUUCUGAUUGGGUGCCUAUUAUAACACGUGAUACUCAGAGGCAGAGGAAACAGAAUUCACAGGCACCUUUCAGUGAUGCUUACCUUGCAGGAAUGCCAUCAAAACGCAGAAAAAUUGUAUCAAGUGCAAAACCACAAGGGAAUGUUGGCCAGAUUUUAGCAGAUGGAGUAAGACAUGCUGUGACAAGUGCUGGAAUGAGAGAGACACCAGAUAUGGAAGCAGCUGGAGAAGAUUUAGAGCUUCAGGCUGCUUAUCGUGAACAGAUGAAGUUGUCUUUCCAGGACAAUGUAGGCACAAGUUCUGAUGUGACAAAUGAACGAUUCCCAAAUACAACAAAAUAUUUUGAAAAAUAAUGUACUAUUCCUUGUGAUUUGCAUGAUUGCCACUUGUGGACAUUACAUUACUUCUGUUGAAGAUAACUUUGCAGUUGAGUUCCUGUCACUGUACGACAUAUAUUUGCCUAUUACGACACUUGGUGCAACUAGUGUGCCAUAAUUUCAAAUGUGAACGCAGUUGGUGUUGAAAUUAUAUUACUAAAAACCAGCUGUUGAGGGAGACACACAUACUGCACUUCCAACAACUGGAAAUAGAUUAGAGUUCAUGCUGAGCAUUUAUUUGAUAAUGUAAUUCUAAACUGGUUUGCAUUAAUCAAGUAUUAAUCGUAAUCAUUUUUACCUUUUACUUCAAGUAAUUUGACAUAGUUGAAAUUAAACUUUGAUUUGAUAUCUCUAAAUUUGAUUAUUCAUAUAUCUAUAAUACAUUUUGAAUUUCUUUUAUUGAAAUGAUGUCGAAAUUGUGUAGCAGCUGUUCAGGAAUGUUGAGCCUUGGAAAUUUUUGCAAGUGCACCAUUUGCAGUUGCUCACUCUUCACAUCAGUGUAUCUUAUUAUUCAUUAAAGGCAAAAAUUUAUAAGUUGUCAA